UAAAAAAAAAAAAAAAAAAAUCCCUACGAGCUUUUCGUGCUGUAAUCGUUUGAAGGCAUGGCGGAAAGCGAGGUGGACACGCCGAGCACCCCGAUUGAAUACGAGAGCAAAUACUUCGAGUAUCAUGGAGUUCGACUCCCUCCUUUCUGCAGGGGCAAGAUGGACGAGAUCGCCAACUUUUCGUUAAGAAGUAGCGACAUAUGGAUCGUUACAUACCCCAAAUCAGGUACGAGUUUGUUACAGGAGGUGGUGUAUCUGGUGAGCCAGGGUGCGGACCCAGAUGAAAUCGGCCUCAUGAAUAUUGAUGAGCAGCUUCCUGUGCUGGAAUACCCACAGCCGGGGUUGGAGAUUAUCCAGGAACUGACGUCGCCUCGUCUGAUCAAAAGUCACCUGCCGUACCGAUUCCUGCCCACAGCCAUGCACAAUGGAGAAGGCAAGGUGAUAUAUAUGGCCAGGAACCCUAAAGACCUGGUGGUGUCCUACUAUCAGUUUCAUCGCUCUUUACGAACCAUGAGCUACCGGGGAACGUUCCAGGAGUUCUGCAGGCGAUUCAUGAACGACAAGUUGGGAUACGGUUCCUGGUUUGAGCAUGUUCAGGAGUUCUGGGAGCAUCGCAUGGACUCUAAUGUUCUGUUUUUGAAAUAUGAGGACAUGUACAAGGAUCUGGGGACCCUGGUGGAGCAGCUGGCUCGAUUCCUGGGUAUCGCGUGUGAUAAAGCCCAGCGGGAGAGCAUGGUGGAGAGCUGUAACCAACUCAUUGAGCAGUGCUGCAACUCCGAGGCCCUGUCCAUCUACAGGGGUCGUUUUGGGCUUUGGAAGGACGUUUUCACUGUGUCCAUGAACGAAAAGUUUGAUGGUGUUUACCGACAGAAGAUGGCAAAGUCUGACCUGACCUUUGACUUUAACCUGUGAGGAAGCGACACUGGACUUUCUGUUAACCGCUCAAACAACAAACCAACCAACCAACCAAUCACCUGCUGUGCUUAAUGUCACCUGAUGGACGUUCCCCAUCCAGAUUUUAUCUUUCCAUCCCCGCCAUCUCUUGCUCAUCAAUGCUUUCAUUAGCUACUCGAAAGUUAAUUCUUAGUACAGUUAACUAAGAGGCUUUUUUUUUUCUCUUGUGUAUUUGUAUUAACAUUGCAUAAGUGUAAGCACAGUGCUUGUUGCGUUUGCACAUUGUACAGAGCUAUUCCAUAUCCCAAAGGCGCUUAUGAAAUGUGUAUUUAUUAAAAAUUACAAAUGAAAAUGAUUUAGACUAUAUUCUAUGCUAAAGCCCUUACGACAAACUCUCAGGAGGAUUCUUGAAAUCAUUGGCUAAUAGAUGCACCAAAUAUGCAGUCAUCCAAUCACAACUCAGGUCGUGAAAACCUGAGCCUCAUGAUGAAUGCUGAUUGGCUCCUGGCCAAAAGAUCUUAACGUAUGUGUGAAAUGUCAUUUCGCUGCUUCUUGUGCACCUCUCUUAGUGGCUUCUAGACGGCUUUGACUUAUAUGGUAUGUAUAGUAUGGCUAUUCAUUGAUACCGUAAUGAAAAGUAAUUCACAUUGUUGUUAUGUUCACUUGAUUAUAUCUAUAUUUUCAUUUUUGAGAGCAUCGCAUCUAUUUGCAUGAUCCCCCAGGAUCAUUCACAUGAACAUACAC
Molecule: messenger RNA, 1638 nt
Organism: Rhinichthys klamathensis goyatoka
Lineage: Eukaryota; Metazoa; Chordata; Actinopteri; Cypriniformes; Leuciscidae
Gene: sult4a1
Product: sulfotransferase family 4A, member 1
Exons: 7
Coding region: 58-912 (284 amino acids)
Biological process (GO): sulfation
Cellular component (GO): cytoplasm
Molecular function (GO): sulfotransferase activity
Source: RefSeq, a predicted model, not a curated record